UUUGCUCUAGGAUCUGAGACCCUGGAGGAGUGACACUGCUGAUCUCAGGCAUCUUUCACUAAGCCAUGGCAACCCCAGAUGUAAGCGUCCACAUGGAAGAGGUGGUGGUUGUGACAACUCCAGACACUGCGGUUGAUGGCAGCGGUGUGGAGGAAGUGAAGACAGUGCUUGUAACGACAAAUCUGGCCCCUCAUGGGGGUGACUUGACAGAAGAUAACAUGGAAACAGAAAAUGCAGCAGCUGCAGCUGCUGCAGCCUUCACAGCCUCCUCACAGCUCAAGGAAGCCGUGUUAGUGAAGAUGGCUGAAGAGGGGGAGAACUUAGAAGCUGAAAUUGUGUACCCCAUCACUUGCGGAGACAGCAGAGCUAACCUCAUUUGGAGGAAGUUUGUGUGCCCUGGCAUCAAUGUGAAAUGUGUUCAGUACGAUGAACAUGUGAUCAGCCCGAAGGAGUUUGUGCACCUGGCAGGGAAAUCAACCUUGAAGGAUUGGAAGAGAGCCAUCCGGAUGAAUGGUAUCAUGCUCAGGAAGAUCAUGGACUCUGGGGAGCUAGACUUCUACCAACAUGACAAGGUCUGCUCUAAUACCUGUCGCAGCACAAAAAUUGACCUCUCAGGGGCCCGUGUGUCCCUGAGCAGCCCCACAUCCACCGAGUACAUCCCGCUCACACCAGCUGCAGCUGAUGUGAAUGGCUCACCUGCUACCAUCACCAUAGAAACCUGUGAGGACCCUGGUGACUGGACCACAGCCAUUGGAGAUGACACAUUUGCAUUCUGGCGGGGACUAAAGGAUGCGGGCUUACUGGAUGAGGUCAUACAGGAAUUCCAACAGGAGCUGGAGGAAACCAUGAAAGGUCUGCAGCAGCGAGUACAGGACCCACCCCUGCAGCUCCGAGAUGCUGUCCUCCUCAACAACAUCGUGCAAAACUUUGGCAUGCUGGAUCUGGUGAAGAAGGUGCUGGCCAGCCAUAAGUGCCAAAUGGACCGCUCUCGAGAACAGUAUGCCCGGGACCUGGCAGCCCUGGAACAACAGUGUGAUGAACAUCGUCGCCGUGCCAAGGAGCUGAAGCACAAGUCCCAGCACCUCAGCAAUGUGCUCAUGACGUUGACACCAGUCUCCCUGCCAUCCCCUAUGAAGCGGCCCCGUCUUGCACGAGCUACAUCUGGACCAGCUGCUAUGGCUUCCCAGGUGCUCACACAGUCUGCACAGAUCGCCCUUGGCCCAGGAAUGCCUGUGUCCCAGCUGACCAGUAUGCCACUUAGUAAAGUGGUAUCUACACUGCCUUCCACUGUCCUGGGAAAGGGUUCUCCUCAAGCUGCCCCAGCCAGUUCACCGGCCUCCCCACUGCUUGGGGGCUACACAGUCCUGGCCUCCUCUGGCUCUACCUUCCCCAGCACGGUAGAGAUCCAUCCGGACACAUCCAGCCUCACAGUUCUGAGCACAGCUGCCAUGCAGGAUGGCAGUACAGUACUAAAGGUGGUCAGCCCACUGCAGCUGCUCACUCUGCCUGGUCUGGGACCCACCCUGCAGAAUGUGGCCCAGGCAUCACCUGCAGGCAGCACCAUCAUGACAGUACCCACAGCAGCUGCUUCUGGACCUGAGGAACACACAGCCACCAUUGAGGUGGCUGCUGUAGCAGAUGACCAUGAGCAGAAGUAGCUGGCUGGGAGGGUAAGAUCCUUCCAAAUUGGGCUGGCUGCCUCUCCUCAGGCCACUGCAGGCAGAGGCCACUACGGACACAGGCCGCAGAGCUGGCUCAGCACAGGCAGGUCUGAUGGGCUGAACCAAAGAGGAUUGCCGGAUGAAUCAAGAGAAGAAAAAAGGGGCAGAAUGAUGCCAGCAACCUGGAACAUCAGUCUUCAACUUCUAAACUUCCUCCCCUUUUUUCGUGGGAAAUACUCUUUUCCAUCUGUUGCUUAUUAAUCCUGUUUACACAUUGGGCCUUGAGCAGGAACCAGGGGGGUCAGUGACCAGGAGGAGGCCUGGGUGCUUCUGGUACAGCUGUAGAUCCAGCACCAGAGCCCAGCUGAUCACACGGCCUAGUGCCUGCACCCCAAUGGGGCUGAGCUUUCUGGGACAUUAUUGACACAUGUCUUGGGCAGCAUGCCUGAGUGUGGACGCCAUAGAUCCUAUGGAUUUGGUCUUUUCCCACAGUUCUCUGUAGGUUCAGUAUGGCCAGUGUCCAUGUUCCUUCACUGUGGGAACAUGCCUGGGGCUGAAUGCAGACCCCAGUCAGGACCCCUCCCAACCACACAGGCACUCAGGUGGUGAAGGGGUCUCAUGGACCUGAUGUGUUCUAGACCCCUCUGCAUAUGGGCUGCAGGUGUUAAUUGCUUAGUAGGCUUCUAGGAAAAAUUAAAUUUAUAGUGUUUUCAACCAAAACAAUGCUGAGUGCCUAGGCUCCUGAGUUGGUUCUAGGAGGGACCCAGAGCACCUAUACAUACACCUAGCCAGGUGCUAGAGAUCUUAGGUAGUAUCUUUUCCUGAGACUAAGUUCUAGAGGAUUUGUAUGGAGGUAUGCCUGUGACUUGGGGUAGCUCAACUCCUAUGUGCAUCCUGCUCUUUUAGCCCCCUAUACUAGCCCCCUAAAUUUUCCCUGGAGAUAGAACAGGGCCUCUCUGGUCAAUACUCUAUCCCGAGAUCCCCAGGAUAUGUGAGAAGACUGUUUAGAGUUGGUGGGUCAGUCAGCUGGGAGAUAGGAUCCAAAAUAUUCCAUGGAAGGCUGUCUGCAGGCAGUUUUUACAGGUCUGGUUGGGCCCAUGCAAGGGGCUGUUCUCUAGGCCAGAGUCCUUGGAGUCAAACAAUUCAGGGAACAGAGUUUUGGCCUCUUGGUAAGGUAUGUCCUGGGAUAGUCCUAAGGUGCCUCUUAAACCUCCUGUUUUGUCAACUGAAGGCUUUGUUUUCAAGGGCCCCAUUGCUGUGACCGGGGCCUUGUCUGCCCCUGCUCUCACCCCAUGUCAAGCUACUGAGGUUCUAGCUCUUGUUUUCCUUCUGUUACAUCAUUGUUCACUGUGGUUAUGAAUCAACUGGUUUUGGCAGAUGUUUCCCUGUUUAUGUAUAUACUCCUUUUUAAGAACUCUUUUUUCCCUUGAGUUACAAGUCCUGUUAUGUGCAGCUGUGUGACGGGCAUUGGGAGGACCAGCAGGGUGGGUACCUCCCGGAAGUCCCUGCUGUAUGAGCUCAGACUAGAUUAGUGUCACAAAUAAAAAUUUUCCUGCCCUGGGAACCAAGAUCCUUUUCUUGGCACAAGUCCCAGGUGCCAUCUGCUUUUUGGGAUGUGGGCCAGUUUCCUUUCUUCAUAAGAGCAAGGUCAAAACCUUUUAGCCCUUGCCCCUUAGAGCAUGGAAGUACUGGAAGGUGAAGUUCAUUUCAGAGCCAUACAAAAAUAAUCCCCAAAUCAGCUUCAGAAUUAGCUCAUACCACUCAUUCCCAGUGUCCCCAGAGGCUGUCCAUAGCCCACCCUCCAAGGCUGUUCCUGGCAGGCUAGUGAGGGUUCUGCAGGACACAGAAGGCCUGGUAGUCCCAUCUGCAUAGAACCUACAGUUCUGGGGGAGGAAGUGUGAUCAUUUGCCCCACCACUGGUUUGUACCUGCCUCUUGUGGCUCCUACUGACUCCUAUUGUUGUGUUCCCUGCCCAUUGGGCCAUUCAGGAUCCAGGAAGGAAGAAGGUCUUCCCCUCCACAUGCAAACAUGGGUGCUUGUGGCUGCUUUCAGUUUGGUUUUCUGAGGAAAUAGGAAAGGAUUUGAUUUUGCAGAAGGCGCAAGCUCCUUUCCAUGCCUGCCCAGGAGGCGUGCAAGGAAGGGCAAGUUUGAGUUCUUUGAGUUCUACUUUGUAUGUUGUUAAGUAAGUAUCUGCUUGGUACUUUGA
Molecule: messenger RNA, 3867 nt
Organism: Phodopus roborovskii (desert hamster)
Lineage: Eukaryota; Metazoa; Chordata; Mammalia; Rodentia; Cricetidae
Gene: Gmeb2
Product: glucocorticoid modulatory element binding protein 2
Exons: 9
Coding region: 66-1658 (530 amino acids)
Biological process (GO): positive regulation of transcription by RNA polymerase II
Cellular component (GO): nucleus
Molecular function (GO): RNA polymerase II cis-regulatory region sequence-specific DNA binding; DNA-binding transcription activator activity, RNA polymerase II-specific
Source: RefSeq, a predicted model, not a curated record